AUGAAUGUUAAUAUGAAGGAAUCGAAGGGCAACGAAGAAAUAACAUUGACGGAGUUGAUUGAGCAAUCACCAAGGUUUGCUAAAAUCAGGCAUAAACUUUCGAAGCAUAAAAAGGGUUCUACUGAAUAUUAUAAGACGCUUCAUUCGAACUUAGCGCUAGCGAAAAACACUGAUUUUAAAGAGUAUAUCAAACAUCAGGGUGUGCCUGUGGCUGGUACAGAGAGGACCAAGGGUUUCAGUGCUGUUUACAGGAACAGUCUUUACCCGGAAAAGUUGGUGUCAGCUAUUGAUAGUUCUCUGGACACUGGUUACAAGUUAUUCACUGUAGCAGCACAGACUUAUCCGAACAACGAUUGUCUUGGAGAAAGAGUGUUUGACAAGGAGACAGGGAAGUGGUCGGAUUACUAUGUAUGGGAGUCGUAUUCGCAGGUGCAACAGCGGUCCAGAAAUCUUGGUGCUGGGAUCUUGUCGUUGGUAAAUCAGAGACGUGGGAAACCGCUAGACUCUACCGGGUUUAUUGUUUCGAUAAUGUCAACGAACAGAAAGGAAUGGAUCUUGACAGAUUUGGCGUGUCAGUCGUUCAGCCUUCCAAACACGACAUUGUAUACUACAUUGGGGGAAGAAACAUCUGAGUAUAUCAUGAAUCUGACCGAAUCUCCUGUGCUUGUUCUCCAGGCCUCUAACUUGCGUAAAAUCAUCUCGUAUCUUCCUCGGAUGAAACACGUUACCACCUUGAUCAGUAUGGACGACUUGAGCGAAAACGAGUUGAAAAGCAUUAAUGAUAACUUCUUGACGAAUGUGAAGCUCUUUUCCUUGAAACAAGUUGAGCAGAUUGGGGCAUUGCUCAAAAUUGACCCUAUUCCUCCAACUCCAGAUUCUUUGUAUACCAUCUCUUUCACUUCAGGUACCACGGGCCAACCGAAGGGUGUAGAAUUGACUCACAAACACUAUGCAGCAGCCACAGCGUUUGCGAAAACGAACUUCGACCUCACUUCGGCUUCUUCUGAUUUGGUAAAGCAAAAACAACACUAUGAGCUUUGCUUCCUACCAUUGGCUCACAUCUUUCAGAGACAGAUCACCUCGUUGUCGUUGUCGUCUGGAUUUGGAUGUGGGUUUAUGCAUAUUCCAGAUCCGAACUAUCUCACAGAAUGCUUGCGUAUACUAAAACCUACAAUUAUGGCCGUGGUUCCUCGAAUCUUGACCAAGAUGGAAUCUGGCAUCAAAAACUCUUUGAAUAGUGAUGAAGUAUCUUUUAUCUCGAAGAACAUUGCCCACAAUAUCUUGGAUGCGAAAUUGACGCGUUUCCAAAAUCGCGGUGGUCCUGACGAUUCCUUCAUCAACACACUAGUAUACCACAAGGUAUUAAUUGAUAAAAUCAGACACCAAUUAGGUUUCGACAAUUUAGAGUCCAUGGUUGUUGGAUCCGCCCCAGUUUCAAAUGACACAUUGAUGUUCAUGAGAAGUUGUUUGGAUGUUGGAAUCAAGCAAGGUUACGGAUUGACUGAAACUUUUGCUGGUUUCUGCAUCUCUGAAACCUUUGAGCGCGACGUCGGUUCCUGUGGCGCUACUGGUGUGACAUGCGAAGUGCGGUUAAAAUCCGUUCCAUCGAUGGGGUAUGAUGCUGAAAAAGAGCUCAAGGGCGAAAUUUUGACGAGGGGCCCUCAGGUCGUUACUAGUUACUAUAAAAAUCCAACUGCUUCAAAAGAAGCGAUUGACGAAGAAGGUUGGUUCAGUACAGGGGAUAUUGGCUAUAUCGAUCCGAAGGGUCGUUUGCACAUUAUUGAUCGAGUGAAGAAUUUCUUCAAACUUGCUCAAGGCGAAUAUAUAGCACCUGAAAAGAUCGAAAACAGCUAUCUAUCGAGUUGUCCAGAGCUUACUCAGAUCUACGUUCAUGGAAACUCUUUGGAGACAUAUUUGGUUGCUAUUGUUGGGAUUGAUCCGAUUGCCUUGAAGGAGGCUCUCGCCAGACACUAUGGUGUGGACUUAAAGGGCGAAUCCAUCUCAGAGCUUGUAUCUUCAAUCAACUCUGAUAGACCCCUCAAGCUCAAAAUCUUGAAGCUCUUGAAUCACCGUCUCUCUAAGUUACAAGGGUUCGAAAAAAUUCAUAACAUCACUGUUGGAAUAGAGCCAUUGAAAAUCGAAGAUGACAACGUUACUCCAUCAUUCAAGGUGAAGAGAAAUAACUGCGCCAAGUUCUUCGAGAAAGAGAUCAGAGAUAUGUAUAACGAGGGCUCUUUAAUUAAACCCAACAAAUUAUGA
Messenger RNA from Kluyveromyces marxianus DMKU3-1042, 2259 nucleotides. RefSeq names its product medium-chain fatty acid-CoA ligase FAA2 (gene FAA2). NCBI's taxonomy places the organism in Eukaryota, Fungi, Ascomycota, Saccharomycetes, Saccharomycetales, Saccharomycetaceae. The coding region runs from base 1 to 2259 and encodes 752 amino acids. The record is from RefSeq and is a predicted model, not a curated record. Gene Ontology annotation, molecular function: long-chain fatty acid-CoA ligase activity. Gene Ontology annotation, biological process: long-chain fatty acid metabolic process. The transcript has a single exon. Gene Ontology annotation, cellular component: endoplasmic reticulum; membrane.